UUUUGCAAACGACUCAAGAGCGUUUAAAUAAAAUUCAUCAAGCUAUUGAAAAGGAAUCAGCAAAAAAACGAGCUUUACUUGAUCAUAGUUCCUCUUAUAAAGCUGAUGCAGUUAAAAAUUUGAACAUUGUUCAACAAUAAAAUAUAAAGGAAUCGUUUAAAAUGGAGACUCCUAUUUUAAAAUUAUCUGAAGAGGAUAAAGAAACAGUUUACGAUCCUUCGGAAGACUCGUUUCUCCUUAUAGAUGCACUGGAGAGUGAUUUGCAGUCUAUAGAAGCAAAAAUGCCUGGACUUUGUUUAGAAAUUGGAAGCGGUUCUGGCGUAGUUAUCACUGCACUGGCAAUGGCUCUUGGUUCAAGAUUUCCAUCAUAUUUUUUAGCCACUGAUAUAAAUCCUAACGCAUGUAAAGUGACUAAAAGAACUAGUAUCGCAAAUUCUACAAAAGUGGAAGUAAUCCAAAUGGAUUUAGCAACCAAUUUCCUACCUGCGAAGUUUUUUGAUUUAAUAGUAUUCAAUCCACCGUAUGUCGUUACAGAAGCUCUUGAGGUAUUAGACGAAAGAUUAAUUUCUAAAACGUGGGCAGGCGGUCUCGAAGGUAGACAAGUAAUGAAAAAAAUAUUCCCACACAUUCCAAAUUUAUUGUCAAAAAAUGGAAUCUUCUAUUUACUUGUAAUUAAAGAAAAUAAUCCAGAAUACAUUAUAAAAUAUUUUAAACAGUUCAAUAUGAUUGGCUCAAUUAUAGCUGAAAGAAAAAUAAGAGGCGAGCAUUUAUAUGUAUUAAAAUUUAUCAGGCAUCAUUGACCAAUACUGCUGUGAAUAAUGUAUUAAGAAAUUAAAAUAUCCCAUUAUUUUAUUGUUAUAAAAAUGUAAAUACUUGUUUUUGUAUAUAAAUAUAAAAUCAAAAAAAAAACUUUAUCAGAAUUAACAAAAUUUAAUGAAAAUAAAUUAUAAUAAAAAAAAUGGUUGUAAAUUGAAAAUAAAAGCAAAACUACAAAUUGUACAGAAA
Molecule: messenger RNA, 1005 nt
Organism: Leptopilina boulardi
Lineage: Eukaryota; Metazoa; Arthropoda; Insecta; Hymenoptera; Figitidae
Product: SNAPIN protein homolog
Exons: 2
Coding region: 162-800 (212 amino acids)
Biological process (GO): synaptic vesicle exocytosis; methylation; intracellular protein transport
Cellular component (GO): synaptic vesicle; BLOC-1 complex; BORC complex
Molecular function (GO): S-adenosylmethionine-dependent methyltransferase activity; SNARE binding; nucleic acid binding
Source: RefSeq, a predicted model, not a curated record